AUGUAUGCCAUCCCUUUCAAUAUUGCUCCUCAAAUGCAACCUAUGGCGGAUAUUGGUCCCCAAACGCGUGUAGAUGCAGCUUCUACCAGCCAUAGAGGCAGUUGCACACCAAUUGCAUCUGUUGAGAUUCCAGAGGUUGCCCUUUCGUCAGCUAAAAGGUUAGGGAAAGAGACAGGGUACUCAAAAGAGUCAAUUGCUGGUCCAUCGAAUAAAGGUAGCACUGGUUGUGUGUCAUCAGAGAUUUUAAAGUUGAAUGCUAAUAAUGAUAUGAAUGGGAAAUUUUUCUGUCCUUGUGUUAAUUGUUGUAAUGGAAGUCGUCUAGAACUUGAUGUUAUAAGGGAACAUCUUCUCUGUGAUGGUUUUCUUAAGAAUUAUACACGUUGGAUAUGGCAUGGUGAAAAUAUUGACAUUCCAACUGUCUCAAUUGAAACUCCAACUCAAACUUUUACACAAGAGAUAGAUAUGGAUGAUCAAUUAGAGGAGAUGAUUUGUGAUGUGGGUCCAAAAUCAUUCAAGCGAGCACAUAUGUAUGAAUCUUUGUGUAGUGAUUCAGAGAAGCCAUUGUAUCCAAAUUGCACGAAAUUUACAAGAUUGUCAGCGAUAUUGAGAUUGUUCAAUCUGAAGGCAAGAAAUGGGUGGAGUGAUAAAAGCUUCACAGAAUUGUUAGAACUAUUGAAAGAAAUGCUUCCGGAGGGUAAUACAUUGCCUAGUCGUAACUACAAGGCAAAAAAGGUGUUGUGUCCUAUGGGUUUGGAGUAUAAGAAGAUACAUGGGUGCCCAAAUGACUGUAUGUUGUAUCAUGGUGAAUAUGAAGGGUUGCAUCAGUGUCCAAGAUGUGGGUUGUCACGAUAUAAAAAAAAGCAAGAUGAUUCUGAUUAUGAUGUGAGCACUAAGGAUCCUCCAACUAAGGUUUUAUGGUAUUUACCAAUUGUUCCGAGAUUAAAACGUCUGUUUGCUAAUGUGGAUAACGCAAAGCUAAUGAGAUGGCAUGAAGAUGAGAGGAAGUGUGAUGGACAACUUAGGCAUCCAGCAGAUUGCUUACAAUGGAAAAAAAUUGAUUCUAUGUUUCCACAUUUUAGCAAGGAGCCAAGAAAUGUUAGGCUUGGACUAGCUACGGAUGGAAUGAAUCCGUUUGGUAAUUUAAGCACUAAGCAUAGUUCAUGGCCUGUUUUGUUGGUAAUUUACAAUUUACCUCCUUGGUUGUGUAUGAAGCGCAAAUAUGUGAUAUUAUCUAUGAUGAUUUCUGGUCCAAGGCAGCCCGGAAACGACAUUGAUGUCUAUUUAACUCCAUUGGUUGAAGACUUAAAGAUGUUAUGGGAGAAGGGAAUUGAUGUGUACGAUGGGUAUUCAUGUGAAUCAUUCAAGUUACAUGCCAUGUUAUUUUUCACAAUCAAUGAUUUUCCAGCAUAUGGAAACUUGUGCAGGUAUAGUGUUAAAGGGCACAAAGCUUGCCCUAUAUGUGAAGAGGACACUUGUUACCAUCAACUAGUUAAUUGGAAGAAGACAGUUUACCUUGGUCAUCGAAGAUUUCUUCAACCUAACCAUCCAUAUCGAAGGUUAAAGAAAGCUUUUAAUGGAUGUCAAGAAUAUAGCAUAGCACCUACUGCAUUAACCGGUGAGCAAGUUUAUGACCGGGUAAAGAAUUUAAAUGUGGUACUUAGAAAGUCAAAAAAACAACCCAAAGAAAAAAACAUAUGGAAGAAAAGGUUGAUAUUUUUUUAUCUUCCUUACUGGAAAGUUCUUGAUGUUAGACAUUGCAUUGAAGUCAUGCAUGUUGAGAAAAAUGUAUGUGAUAGUGUAAUUGGCACACUUCUCAAUUUAAAAGGUAAGACAAAAGAUGGACUCAAAUCUUGUCUAGAUUUGCAACUCAUGGGAAUACGAGAACAAUUGUAUCCCCAACCUAUGGGUAAGCGAACAUAUUUGUCCCCUGCAUGUCACACAUUGUCAAAAAUGGAGAAAACAAGUUUUUGUGAGUCCUUACGUGGUGUCAAAGUGCCGUACGGUUACUCUUCCAAUGUAAAAAGUUUAGUAUCAAUGAAAGAUUUGAAAUUAGUUGGCUUGAAGUCUCAUGAUUGCCAUGUACUAAUGCAACAAUUUCUUCCUAUCGCUAUACGUGAUGUUUUACCUAAAAAUGUGAGACAAGUCAUAAUCAGACUUUGUCUAUUUUUCAAUGGCAUUUGUAGUAAAGUAAUUAAUCCUCAAAAGUUGGAUGAUUUGGAAAAUGAAGCUAUUUUAAUAUUGUGUCAAUUGGAGAUGUAUUUUCCUCCUUCCUUUAUGGUUCACUUAAUCAUCCACUUGGUUAGGGAGGUUAGGUUGUGUGGUCCUGUCUUUUUGAGGUGGAUGUACCCAGUUGAGAGAUACAUGAAGAUAUUGAAAGGGUAUGUGAAGAACCAAGAUCGUCCAGAAGCAUCCAUUAUAGAAAGGUACAUUGCAGAAGAAGCAAUUGAGUUUUGUACUGAAUACAUGUCUCAAGCUGAAUCAAUAGGCAUUCCUAAUACCCGUCAUGAGGGACGAACUGCUGGGAAGGGUACAAUAGGCAUAAAAUUGAAAAGCAUGAUGCGAGAAGAAGUGCUUCAAGCACAUUUGUAUAUAUUGAACAACACUGAUGAGGUUUUACCUUAUUUAAAUGCCCACAAAGACUUAGUGAAGACAAACAACCCUCGAAUGCCUGAAAAAUGGGUGUUGAAUGAGCAUAACAAGACUUUCAUAGAGUGGUUUAAAAUGAAUGUUGGGACAGAUUUAAGUGCACAGGAUGGCAAGAGUACUAUGCAAAAUAGUGGGGUUAUGAUAGUUGCUCAAUCUAUGCAUUUCUCAACAAAAAAUGAUAACAACCCUAUCACAGCUUCUACGUGCUACUUUGAAGUUAUUGAAGACAUAUGGGAGGUCGAUUAUGGUCCAUUUCGAGUACCUGUAUUUAAAUGCGAGUGGGUUGAUAGUAAUAGUGGUGUCAAAAUUGAUGAACUUGGAUUUACCUUGGUCAACCUUAAUAAAGUUGGUCAUAAAGAAGAGCCUUUUAUCAUGGCUUUCCAAGUAAAGCAAGUAUUUUAUGUCACCGAUCCAUCUAACAAAAGGUGGUCAAUUGUUCUACAAGGUAGAAGUAACAAUGUAAAUGAAGAAUUUGGAGAUUUAAGUAAUAUAAUUGAUACUCCUUCCUUGUCAACACGUGUGCUAACUUUUAAUGAAGAUAAUGUGGAUGAUGUAUAUGCCACUCGUGACGAUCAUUAG
Molecule: messenger RNA, 3225 nt
Organism: Abrus precatorius (Indian licorice)
Lineage: Eukaryota; Viridiplantae; Streptophyta; Magnoliopsida; Fabales; Fabaceae
Exons: 4
Coding region: 1-3225 (1074 amino acids)
Source: RefSeq, a predicted model, not a curated record